AUGAAGUUUAUUGGUAUUAUACUCCUUGUAUUCUAUAGAAUACAUAUAAUAGAGAAUAAAAUGCUGCCGUAUAGUUAUAUGACAGGAAUCACAACCAUGGACACCAAAUCUCCAAGUCAUGUGGAUUCACACUCUAUGGACAGCGGCGAGCAUGAAAAAGUUAUCGGUUUAAAAAGUUACGAUGAGCGAGAAGAAGACUACGAGAGCGAUAACGAAAAGAAACUGCGAUCUAAGAAGCCAUGUGCAAUUGUAGUGUUAUCCAGCGUACAGAAUCCAUCAAUGCAAUCAUUGUUACGUAGAUAUCGAUAUAAUUCUAAAGGAGUUCUAAUUCCAAGUAGCGUGAAGUACUUUAUCAAGUUACCGCAGGGUCUUCGAGCGUCGCCAAUUCUUAUGCCAUUAAACGACAAGGCGUUUUCGCCCCUCGGCGGAUUUGUAAGGUACUACAAGGAAGUUCCUCCAAUACCGCAUUCAUUUUGA
Messenger RNA from Arctia plantaginis, 477 nucleotides. Lineage: Eukaryota; Metazoa; Arthropoda; Insecta; Lepidoptera; Erebidae. The record is from the annotation of a GenBank genome assembly.